Messenger RNA from Drosophila bipectinata, 1515 nucleotides. It is a transcript of the gene Rpt5, whose product is annotated as 26S proteasome regulatory subunit Rpt5. Gene Ontology annotation, biological process: proteasome-mediated ubiquitin-dependent protein catabolic process. Gene Ontology annotation, cellular component: proteasome regulatory particle, base subcomplex. Gene Ontology annotation, molecular function: proteasome-activating activity; ATP hydrolysis activity; ATP binding. The record is from RefSeq and is a predicted model, not a curated record. Lineage: Eukaryota; Metazoa; Arthropoda; Insecta; Diptera; Drosophilidae.
UCGCCAAGGUUUAUCAACACUGGCCGGGCUGUCAACUUGGCUCAGAAAAAAACAAGAAAAUUUACAAGUCAUCGACAAGAGUAUACGCGAAAAGAUCGGCAAUUUAGUGAUUUAAACAAAGAAGUACAAGUCAAAAAAGAGCCGGAGUACUAAAUAGACAUGGCACAGACUUUGGAGGACAAGUCUAUAUGGGAGGAUGGAGAAGAGUCGCUGGGUGAGGAGGUGAUGCGUAUGUCCACCGAUGAGAUUGUGAGCAGGACUCGCCUGAUGGACAACGAGAUCAAGAUCAUGAAAAGCGAGGUGAUGCGAAUCACACACGAGAUUCAGGCACAGAACGAGAAGAUCAAGGAUAACACCGAGAAAAUAAAGGUUAACAAGACGCUACCUUACCUGGUGUCAAAUGUCAUAGAGCUGCUGGACGUCGACCCGCAGGAGGAGGAAGAUGACGGAUCAGUUACGGUUUUGGACAACCAACGCAAGGGCAAGUGCGCCGUCAUCAAAACAUCCACGCGUCAGGCCUAUUUCCUGCCCGUCAUCGGUCUCGUAGAUGCGGAGAAACUGAAGCCCGGAGACCUUGUGGGUGUCAACAAGGACUCUUACUUGAUCCUCGAGACUUUACCGGCGGAGUACGAUGCCCGUGUUAAGGCCAUGGAGGUCGACGAGAGACCCACAGAGCAGUACUCAGAUAUCGGUGGCCUCGACAAGCAAAUCCAGGAGCUGAUCGAGGCGGUGGUACUGCCUAUGACCCACAAAGAAAAGUUCAAGAACCUUGGCAUUCAUCCACCCAAAGGCGUUUUACUUUACGGCCCACCUGGAACGGGAAAAACUCUACUGGCUCGUGCCUGCGCCGCCCAAACGAAGUCAACUUUCCUCAAGCUGGCCGGCCCGCAGCUGGUGCAGAUGUUUAUUGGAGAUGGUGCCAAGUUGGUGCGCGAUGCCUUCGCUCUGGCCAAGGAAAAGGCACCCGCUAUCAUUUUUAUUGAUGAGUUGGACGCCAUCGGUACCAAGCGUUUCGAUUCUGAGAAGGCCGGUGACCGUGAAGUGCAGCGUACCAUGUUGGAGUUGUUGAACCAACUGGAUGGCUUCAGCUCCACGGCAGACAUCAAGGUUAUUGCAGCCACCAAUCGUGUGGAUAUUCUAGAUCCUGCACUGCUGCGUUCCGGUCGUCUGGAUCGCAAGAUCGAGUUCCCGCAUCCCAAUGAGGAAGCUCGCGCCCGCAUUAUGCAGAUCCAUUCUCGCAAAAUGAACGUUAGCACCGAUGUCAACUUUGAGGAGCUCUCGCGAUCGACGGACGAUUUUAAUGGCGCCCAGUGUAAGGCUGUGUGCGUCGAGGCCGGAAUGAUCGCUUUGCGCCGGUCCGCCACCUCGGUGACGCAUGAAGACUUCAUGGAUGCUAUCAUGGAGGUGCAAGCGAAAAAGAAAGCUAAUCUUAACUACUAUGCUUAGGAAACAAAUUUGCAGUUUAACUCCACAUUGCCCGCUUCUAUAAUAAACCAUGAAACUUUAAUAUCAAAA